This is a messenger RNA of Podospora bellae-mahoneyi, 663 nucleotides long. RefSeq lists its product as uncharacterized. NCBI's taxonomy places the organism in Eukaryota, Fungi, Ascomycota, Sordariomycetes, Sordariales, Podosporaceae. Bases 1 to 663 code for a protein of 220 amino acids. The transcript has a single exon. The record is from RefSeq and is a predicted model, not a curated record.
AUGCGAGCCCCUGAUUCCACCACCACCUUGUGGUUCAUACUCCUGUCAACCUUUGCUGUUGCCCAGGACACCACCGCCCUCCCAACACUGACAGGCCUGCCAACUUUGGCACCGAGCGACCUUUGCGUGGAGAACUUUUACCUAUUACAUACCUCGUAUCCCACCCAACCAGCCGCCAUCGCCGAGAUCGUCAGUUCCAACUCGCUUGGCCAUGACCACGUCUUCGUGACAGGCGAUCCCAAACUCCAACCAACAAACGCUCACUCUGACAGGAGAGUCGUCUGCUCGGCCGUCGUCGCCUUCCCGACCAAGAUAGCCGGUGCCAUUCCACAAAGGUCCACGAGUAUACUGCAAGAGUUUGCCAUCUGGCAAAAGAAUGUGAGCUCGUGGGUCGAUGCAAGCAAGGAGUUGGUCAAGGCCUUUGCCACGAGCUGCUCCGGCGAGGGAGCGACGGGUGUUGCUGGGAACGCGCUUCUGAUGGUGGCUACCGAUGUUGACGCAUGCCUCACGGCUGCUGCAGUUGGUCUUGGGCCGACUGAUGGGUCGAAUGGCGUGGGUGGUCCGGCAUCAACGACGAGUACAGCGGGUGGACCUAGAGAGACUGGAGCUGCUGCCGUCGGUGCUUUGAUGGGGAUGGGAGUUGGAUUGAUGGGUAUACUUUGA